AGGAAGUUUCUGAAGUCCUUAAGCUUUUGCAACCGAAGAACUUUGAAGAAAAAUUGUUUGACAGAAGAAGGUUGCUAAGAAAUUCAAAAAAGAUGAAACCAUCUAGUUAGGCAAUUACUGAAAGAAGUGGUGAGAACAACAUUUGAAUAUUUUCAACUGCUUGGAAGGCUGGGAAGAGCGUGAAACUUUAUUUUUCGUUAUUUUUGGUUUUCAUUUGGGGUGGAUUGUUCAGCUUUUCGGGAGAACAAGUGUUUUCUGCAAAAUGUAUCUAGACGAAGCUGCUAUGGCGAAACUUUACCUUUCCGUGAUCAAGUGUCUUAACAAUGAUAGUUUAGUAAUGUUGGACUGGAAAUAUUCUGAUAGGAAAAAUAUGGAAGGGGUCGAUAUUCAAGGAUACAUUCUCACUCAAUAGGUGGACUUGGGAGUGCCAAAAAGAAGUAUAGCCAUGCAACCAUUGUAAGACUCUUACUUGAGUCUAGACGCUUUCCAAAUCUGCUCAUGAUGGAUGAGUAUCACGAGUUUUUUCUCUACGGGAAAGAGAACGUUUUGCUUGGAUCAAGUUGGAUCUUUAUGACUUGUGUCACUUUCUGAGUUAUUAUAUUGGAAUAUUGAAUCUUCCUUUGAGUUCUUGUAGAGUUUUUUUAACUGGUAACCAACAUCAUGUAUUGGUUGAGUUUUGUGCUCGUUUGCCAUCUACUGCAUUACUUCCGUCCUCAUCGGGCUUCGAAUGGCAUCCGAUCCAACGUUUAUAAGGAGUUUCAUUUUGGAACGAAGUUACCUCUCAGUGGCUCAAGAUUGCUCUAUGCCUCUUCUUUUGCUAGUUGCUGUUUAUUUCAUUUUUCAAAACGAACCACUCUCAGCUAUGGGGAUAGUCUUAUAACAGAUUCGCGGAGGGCUUUGCCAUACUUUGAAAUGCAUUGUGAGUUGUUCUUUAAAAAGAAGAGGUCGAAGCCUUUUUAUGCUAGUAUUUUGCAGGGUUUCAUGAAAUCUUUUGAGUUCAAGAACAAACUAUUUUGAAGGGUAUUGAUGUUGAUACUACAAGACAAUUGUUUUUUUUUCACUUUGCCAGAAUGAUUGAAUUUAGAAUUAUCAUUUGGUUUUGUGCUAUUGUGUUGUUGCGCUUUGUGAAUGCAAGUUUGAUAAAGAUGUUGUAUCUUUGUUUCUGUGAAAUUAGUUGAGUAAGAAAUUAUGUUCCACCCUGCCAUCUGCUUGGCUAAAUCCAUUUCAAAUUCUGAAGCUUGGUUAAUGUACUCAGUUUUGUUAUGUUUCCUACUUUUUUGUGAAGAUAACAAGUGCAAAUAAGUCUUUAAAAGGCAAUUCAAUCCGAUGAAAAUGACACAAUUCAUAGGUUAUCUUUUUAAGAUUCUCAAUCUCCCAAGUAAGAAGUAGGGAUGUAGAAACUUUAGGUUACUUUGUGCGGGUGUUGUGCAUCCUCCCGAGUCUGAAUUUCUCCACUAUUCAUUUAUUUUGUCAAAUGAGGAUCUGAACUAAGGAAACGACGUGGUUCAGUAUUCUGUUCGACUGUCAUAAUGAACUACACAACUCUAUAGAAGAGAUUUCACAGUUUAUUAAAAGGAAACAUCUUUUUAUGGAGUUGACAAAAAGGAUUUCGUUGAGCAACUUCCAAUCAUUCUACAUGAAAUAAAGUCUGAUCAUAUAUUUUGUAAUAAAAUGGAUUGAUUACUU
Molecule: messenger RNA, 1686 nt
Organism: Galdieria sulphuraria
Lineage: Eukaryota; Rhodophyta; Bangiophyceae; Galdieriales; Galdieriaceae
Exons: 3
Coding region: 661-1017 (118 amino acids)
Source: RefSeq, a predicted model, not a curated record